AUGCGCUUCCUCACUCCUCUCCGCCCAACUGCUCGCAUCGCGCCGCGCCUCACAACCCUCCGUCCCUUCCACCAAUCUCGCACACUUCGCAAAGAAGAUGUCAAGGAUAGCAACGGCGGAUUCAUUGAUGGACUUGCAGAGGGAGACGCAAAAGGCCGCACAGGUGGUGGUAAACCACUCGACGCAUCAUCCAAGAACGCACCCCCUCAACCCAAAGUGUCAAACCAGAGCAUCCCUGGCAACCAGACGGACUCUUUGACAGAGGAGCAGAAGCGUGAGGUGGAAGAGCACAACAGGGACUUUGACGCGAAGCAUGAUCGGGGUAACACGGCGCCCGGGGACAAGGUUGACAAGAAGUUUUGGGGAGGGGCACAGCAUGGAGAGAAGAACAAGGGGAAUGUGAAGCCUGAUGAGGAGAAGUGA
Molecule: messenger RNA, 423 nt
Organism: Fusarium venenatum
Lineage: Eukaryota; Fungi; Ascomycota; Sordariomycetes; Hypocreales; Nectriaceae
Source: RefSeq, a predicted model, not a curated record